This is a messenger RNA of Oppiella nova, 1014 nucleotides long. Lineage: Eukaryota; Metazoa; Arthropoda; Arachnida; Sarcoptiformes; Oppiidae. The record is from the annotation of a GenBank genome assembly.
GAAAGUCCAUAUGAUUUGCGUUGACUGGCAGUCACUGGCGUUCAAUGUUAUGAUUGCAUUGACUGUGAAAACUCAUUGAAGUCUAUUGUAUUGAGUGAUUAGCUGUGCAUUGAAUACGAGUCAAUACACGUGGCGUUCAAUCAAUAAUACAUUUAUUUGUUAUUAUUUGACACCAAAUCGACAGCUAAUUGAUCCAUCGGUUCACCCAUCCAUUGAUGCGAUUAUCACCCGAAAGUCAUGUCCAACAGACAGGAGUUGAUAUCAAAGGCUGAGGACGUGGCGGAUGAGGUGUUGCGUCGGUCGAAGACAAUCCUACCAACGAUAGCCCGCUUGUGUCUGGUGUCCACAUUCAUCGAGGAUGGCAUCCGCAUGUGGUUCCAGUGGUCAGAGCAGAGGGAUUACAUGAACAGCCAAUGGGGCUGUGGCUACAUAUUGGCCACACUUUUUGUCUUAAUCAAUAUGUUGUCCCAAUUGGCCGGUUCUGGGCUCGUGUUGACCCGCUUUCACGUGACCAUCGCGUGCGGCGUACUCUUCGGCACUGUUGUGCUUCAGACAUUCGCGUAUUCAAUCCUCUGGGACCUGAACUUCUUGCUGAGGAAUAUGAGUCUAUGCGGCGCUCUGUUGCUGCUGUUGGCCGAGUGUAAGGCGGAGGCGCGCUCUCUGUUCGCCGGUGUGCCCAGUCUUGGGGAGAACCGUCCGAAGACUUAUAUGCAGUUAACCGGAAGAAUACUAACGGUUCUCAUGUUCGCCACAAUCCUUCACUUAGACGUCGAUGUCUUUCAAAUCAUUCAAAACAUUAUAGCCAUCGGACUCAUGGCGGCCGUCACUAUCGGCUAUAAGACCAAACUGUCGGCCCUUUUGCUGGUCGUGUGGCUCACGGACUCACACAAACCAAUGCAUGAUUUCCUGAAAUACGACUUUUUCCAGACGCUCUCCGUCAUCGGCGGCCUCUUAAUGAUCGUACUCUUAGGACCCGGAGGUCUGUCACUGGAUAACCACAAGAAGAAGUGGUAG